AUGAAUGAAUCAACUUUAAAUCAGUUGAAUGAGUGCGAUUUGGAUAAUGCUUCCGAAAUGCAUCAAUUUGAUGAGACCAGCUGUGUUGUGGAUGAAAAAUUUGUCCCAAAGGUGGGAAUGAUUUUCAAGACAUUAGAAGAAGCUGGAAAGUUCUACAAAUAUUAUUCCAAACUUGCCGGUUUUUCUACCAAAAUAAGGAACACGACUCGGGACGGAGACAAGAUUAAGAAUCAACUAAUUGUAUGCACAAGAGAGGGGGGGUGGAAAUCAAAGAUAUCUCCAACUUUGAAGACAAACCCUUCAGCUGGGUUAAAUUGUCCUCCCAGAAUUUAUGUACACAUAAUGAAAGAUGUUGGUCUUUGGACAAUUUCCAAAGUUGUUUUGAAUUACUCACAUCUUUGUUGUCCAGACCAGGCUGAGAUGCUCAAACAACACAGGGAGCUUAGCAUGUUCGUGCGUCGCACCAUUGAAACCCACGAGGAAGCCGGAAUCAGACCGAGUAAAACUUACCAAUCAUUUGUGGCAACAGCUGGCAGCCACCGUGAACUAGGUUUUAUAGAAAAAGACAUCAGGAAUUACUUCACAAGGGAAGUACAGAAUAUUUCUGAAGAAGACGAUGCCAAAGAAUUUGGAAAGUACCUAGUAAGAAUGAAAGAGAAGAACCAAAAUUUUUUCUUUGAGCUUAACCUUGAAAGCAAUCACUGCAUUAAACAUGCAUUCUGGGCUGAUGCAAGAAGCAGGGGUGCAUUUGAUUAUUUCGGAAACAUGGUUUCAUUUGACACCAUCUAUAACACAAACAGGUACAAUUUGGUUUUAGGUUCUUGA
Molecule: messenger RNA, 825 nt
Organism: Arachis stenosperma
Lineage: Eukaryota; Viridiplantae; Streptophyta; Magnoliopsida; Fabales; Fabaceae
Product: protein FAR1-RELATED SEQUENCE 5-like
Exons: 3
Coding region: 1-825 (274 amino acids)
Source: RefSeq, a predicted model, not a curated record